Molecule: messenger RNA, 270 nt
Organism: Seminavis robusta
Lineage: Eukaryota; Bacillariophyta; Bacillariophyceae; Naviculales; Naviculaceae
Source: the annotation of a GenBank genome assembly
AUGAAGCGCACCGGAAAAACAACCAAAGCAACAAGAAAACCGUCGCAAGGUGCUUGUGGUACUCCCAAGCAAGUUCAGUUGCUGCUGAAGCAUCCUCCGAAGAAGCCAGCUUCCAAGAAGGAUACCGUGAAGAAAGCAGCUGGGAAGAAGCAAGCUACCUUGAACCCAACCGCGGUUACCCCUGUUGCAAAGGCCGCACCUGCUGACAAGGUUGACGUAGGAACGUUGCUACAAGACCCUGUUCCGUCAACAAGUCCUCGCCCCAUGUAA